Ipomoea triloba (trilobed morning glory) is the source of this 1270-nucleotide messenger RNA. Its product is annotated as protein YIPF1 homolog. Bases 128 to 928 code for a protein of 266 amino acids. Gene Ontology annotation, molecular function: small GTPase binding. Gene Ontology annotation, biological process: vesicle-mediated transport. Gene Ontology annotation, cellular component: membrane; Golgi apparatus. The record is from RefSeq and is a predicted model, not a curated record. The transcript has 6 exons. NCBI's taxonomy places the organism in Eukaryota, Viridiplantae, Streptophyta, Magnoliopsida, Solanales, Convolvulaceae.
CCUCCACCCUCUCUGUUAUCUUCCACGUUAAGCAUUCAAUCCGAGAAGAGUUUAGGGCUCGUUUCCACACUGAUCCGCCCAAAACAGUUCGUUUUCUCCGCCGCAGAUCUCCGCCGCGUGGUUUCUGAUGGACGAGUCUUUCAACCUCCCUACCAGCCACUUGCUCGGCUCAGUUCCGGCUGUUGUCACAGAAGAAAAGAACAACACUAAUCGUGAAGAUCCUGAAGCAAAUCUGCAGAUAUUUCCUCCAAAUAAUGGUGGGAAUGCUGGUCAGGGAACUCCUGCAGGUCCAAGUGAAGGAGAUGGGCAGCAAUCAGCAAACAAUUGGAAAGGAGUGUUUAGUAUAUCUUCAUAUACCCAAUAUUUUAAUGUAGAUACAGAUGUUGUGUUAAACAGAUUGAUGUGUUCUUUGAAUCCUACAAGUGGUGAUUUCUUCAACAAAAUUGAUGCUAACCCUGAUCUUUAUGGGCUUGUCUGGAUCUCAACAACUUUGGUAGCUGCAAUUUCUUCCUUUGGAAACUUGGCUACCUAUCUAAUGCAUAAGCAAGGUGAUACUGCUUCUACUAGGGCAUUUGACGUCGGCUAUAUGAGUGUGGCUGCAUUUUCUGUAUACGGUUAUGCAUUCAUUGUGCCACUGGGGUUUUACUUCUUGCUUCAGUACUUGGGUUCUAAUGCUAACCUCGUACGCUUUUGGUGCUUGUGGGCAUAUUCUCUCUUCGUUUUUAUUCUCAGCUCUUUUCUCUUGAUCAUCCCAGUGGAAUUUAUCAAGUGGAUCGUCAUAUUACUCACUGGUGCAAUGUCAGGCGCUUUUGUUACAUUAAAUCUUAAAAGCUUUGUACAGACAAAUGAUCUUGCCAUUGUGCCCAUUGCUGCUUUUGUCCUACAAAUGGGCCUGGCAAUCUUCAUCAAGAUGUGGUUCUUUCCUUGAGUGUGGUGGCUGUAGUGAAGUUUAUUUUUCACUCCCGGGAGUUGAGAACUUCCUAAUGGCCUGCUCAGAUAGUUAUGAAGAACUUGGAGUGUUAAUCUAGAGAAAUAUUUAAUGAGAUAUCUUAGGGAAAUGCUGAGCAUGAGAACUGCUACUGUUAAAAAUUUGUUAUGUAUAGAUAGCAUAUAUAUAGUUGUGGUGUAGGGUUUUUGGGAGACUCAAAUCAGGACAGUAGCUGAAUUUUUAUGAUAUGAAAAUAUCCCUCUUGUAAAUAAAUAUAAGCUGAUUGCUUAUUAGAGCAAUGUUUUGCUAUCAGAUAAGUGCAGCGCAAUAUAUUGUGUUUGA